AUGCCGGAAAUUCCAAUUAAUAAAUUAAUUAUCCUUGCUGCUAUUGCUGUAUAUGUAAUCGCUAAGUUAUUAAUUGCCAGGAACUAUUUUGAGAACAAAGCAAGUGCCAAGAAUUCUUUAAAUUAUUUUCGAUAUGUUCGAAAAAUCUAUAAAAGAGCUCCACUUCCAUCCAACAUCAUUAUUCGCAUCGAAUUCAAACUUAACAAAAGAAAAUCAUUUCUCUUUACAUUCAAAUUCUUAAUCUUCAUCAUGGUCGCCAAAUCAUUCGUUUUCAUCGCCUUGGUUACGUUGAGCAUUGGGUUCGUACUCUCUGGGCAGGCAAAUCCUCUGCCUAACAAUAAAUCACCCCAACUUUUCAAACGCAGCGGCUGCGAGGAUGGUUCUUAUUAUAGCAACAAUUAUGUGAAAAUCCCAUGUGAUUACGAGAUAACCAAGGAUUGUGUAAUCUACAUCGGCCAAUAUGUGAUUCCUAAACCAGCCAUUAUAUAUCAUAGUAGUAAUGUGUUGAUUAAUUUAGGAGCAUGUGAUGGUUUAAAUUUGGAAACUCCAAUUAAAUAUAUGAAGAUUACAACCCCAAGAUACGGUAUACAUCGCAUAUAUGUUAGACCUACGCACACGACUUAUGAUUAUUCUGAAGAACAUAACUCUAGCACUAGUUCCAGUUCCAGCUCUCAUAGUGAGUUGCAUGUCCAUGGUGGUGAUGAUGAUAGUUGUGGCUCUGACUCUGAUGAUUGUGGAA
Dentiscutata erythropus is the source of this 739-nucleotide messenger RNA. The record is from the annotation of a GenBank genome assembly. NCBI's taxonomy places the organism in Eukaryota, Fungi, Glomeromycota, Glomeromycetes, Diversisporales, Gigasporaceae.